This is a messenger RNA of Marmota monax (woodchuck), 4421 nucleotides long. RefSeq names its product pleckstrin homology and RhoGEF domain containing G7 (gene Plekhg7). Bases 176 to 2500 code for a protein of 774 amino acids. The record is from RefSeq and is a predicted model, not a curated record. Gene Ontology annotation, molecular function: guanyl-nucleotide exchange factor activity. The transcript has 17 exons. Gene Ontology annotation, biological process: Rho protein signal transduction. NCBI's taxonomy places the organism in Eukaryota, Metazoa, Chordata, Mammalia, Rodentia, Sciuridae.
AGGUCUCUAAGGAGGGGAGAGGCCAGUUCCUCAUUUGAGCUGUAUCAAGGUCACUUGCACUCAGAAGGGAGGGUGCUUUGUUACAGGCGUGCGGAACCUCUUGCUCCGAGAGCCCUGGUCUGGCAGCUCUCUUUGGGAUUCUGCAAACUCUGGAUGGUCAGGAUCCACACGGACAAUGUCACAUUCAGAGGCAAACCUUCCCACAGAUUCCACCAUCUGCUCCUCCCCACGGGAGAUGCAGCCACCAGCCUGUGACUGUCCUCUGGGAAAGGACCAAGAAGUGCCAGAGGAAGGGUGGCUCUUGGAUUUGGAAACUCAGCAACCCCACUGUGCUCCAGAGAACAGCAACCCAGACGGUGUGUCCUGGAAGCUUCCAUCAGUCGGUCCUCUUAGUUUUGUGGGGAGAACAGAGUCUUCUUGUCCUGAGAUGCAGCCCCAGGGCUGUGGGACCUCUCCUCAGGGGCCCUGGAACCCGUCAAAGAAGCUCUGUGAGAACCAGGGGAACCUUCUCCAGUUUGACCGGCAAGCCCCCGGCCGCAUCUCCACCUCUCCCACCUUGAGGAGAUUAAGGGGCAGUAGCCGGGGGUCUUCCAUCUCGCCACCUCACCAAGAUGUCUUGGAUGUGUCCACCCAGAGAAGCUGGAGAAAUCCUACAAGCUCCCCAGGUCACCUUUCCAAGAGUCUACCUGGAAGCCCAAGAGAUUCUUCACCUUCCCUAUCACCCCUGAGACCCCGCUCAGGACUGCUUUCAGAUCCCGAAAGUACCCUCAGCACAGCUGACUCCUUCAAGUCCCAAACCAGGACCCCUGAUGAACAUGUCAUUCUUGCAUUUCGGCCCAUCAAUGAGGGGUCUCCUCACUGGGCCUCUCUUCCAGGGCAAGAAGGCCACUCAACACCCAACCCCACUGCAGGGUCCCCAAGACCUCAGGGAGAAGAACUGCAGCAAUCCAGGUUCUACGAGCGCAGGCGCAGUUCUGUGGUGCUGAACUUACCUGGACUCGAGGUGUUUCCCGGGGACCUUCUGGUUUCUGAUGGAGCUGCAGAUUACCUGUGCCACCCACUACUGCUGCUGAAUCCAGAAUCCAAGAAAACAAGAUGGCCUUUCUCCAAGAGAGGAGUGCAGAGCAAAGACAAACACAAGCUGGUCGCCGAGCUGGAAAACUGCCUGUCCUCUGUGAAGAUCACAGACUUCAGGGGCUACGAGUUCCGCCACUUUAAGGAUAAGACCUGGAACGAAGUCAUGGAAACACGUCAGAAACUCCCCCCUGAUGGAUCAGACUUGGGAAAGCAGCAAGAGGCUGUGUGGGAACUCUUCACGAGUGAAUGCACUUAUUUCUUGGACCAUUUAUUGGUUCUUAAGAUGAUCUUUUUGAAUACAUUAAAAUAUCUUCAAAUUCACGAAUAUCUCCUGGAUGUGGAUCUAUGGAGACUUUUUGCAAACCUGGAGGAGUUAACUCAGACAAGCCUUGGUUUUGUGAACAGUCUUUUCAGCAUCAUCAAGGUCUACGUAGAAGCUUCUGAGACUUCACCAUUGAUGGAUUUCCUUUCUGUGCUUGCAAAGUAUUUCCGAGGGAGCCUCUGUCAGAGCCACCAGACCUAUUGCCUGAAUUACUCUGCUGCUGUGUUUUAUCUUGAGAGCCUGAGGCAGAGAGAUGACUUCAGCAUUUAUUUAAAAUGGUGUGAGCAAAAUGAACAGUGCAGACGGCUGCACCUGCCUGAGCUGCUAGUGGCCCCGCUACACAGGCUUACUCGAUACCCCUUGUUGCUGAAGAAUAUCUGGAAACGGAGCUCGGACUCCACUGAGAAGAUCAUGAUCUACUCCAUCAAGGAGAAGGUGGAAAAGUCAAUCCGAGAUCUUGAAGGAAAAGUGAAGUGGCUUGACAAUUUCCAAAAAUUCAGACAUCUACAGGAGAUUAUAAUAUGGCCUCCACUUUGGGAUAGAGAUAAAAGGUUUUUCAUUCCAGAGUGUUUGAAACACAUUUUUAAGGACCACACAGCAGAACACAUCUUGUCUCCAACCAACAGACACCUUCUCUAUGAAGGAAAAUUAACUCUUGCAGAAAGCACAAGAUUCCUAGAUGUGUAUCUGUUCCUCUUUGAUGAUUUCCUCUUAAUUACAAAAACUAAACGCAGCAAAAAGAAACUUGGGAGUGCAGACACUGGUUUGAUAUGUCCUUCACUUACUCCUGAGCUGCAAACUGUAAUAAAAGAGGGUGGCUCCUGUAUAGUACUCGAUCAGCCCAUUCCACUAGAUAGAUUGGUUGUCAAAAGCAUUGAUCCGCUCCACGUGUCAGUCUUUGGGCUGAGAAAUGCUUUCCUUAUACAACAUGAAAACAGAUAUCGACAGUGUAUAGCAGCAUUCUUAUUACAAGCCCAAACAGAAGACAUCAAAAAAACAUGGAUGACACAAAUAACAGCAGCUAUCUCUUGCUUCACCAAGAGUCAGGAAACCAAGAAAAUAGCAUUAAUCAAACUAUCUGCAGAAUCCUCUGAAAUUUAGGGACCUAAACAAGUGGCAAACUUUAUUAGAGUUUAGGGCUUUAAGUAUUCUUUCAUUCAAUCUUUUGGUAACACUUAACCUAGUAAUGAAGUAGAAGGAAAUGUGCAUUCAUUCUAAAGGUGUUCCAAGAUUUGAAAAUUUGAGCUAGGAAAGUCCUUAGUAUAGAGGAAUAAUGACUGCAAGAAAUUUGAACUCUGAGGAACUUCUUAACAGCAACAUAUUGAUAUUCAGACUAUCUUCUAAUAUUUAAGUCAGAUUUGUAGGAAGCAUGAGUGAAGAAUGGUGCUAUUGAAAUUGAUAAAGAAUGAAUGGUCAGAUAAAUGGAAUAUCAGAAAGAAAGCAAGGUCCACUGCUUGUGUCCAGUAUGAAUUCUGGCAUUUUAUUUAUCUAUUAAGUAAUGAAACCAAUUUUCCUAUAUCGCUUGUGAGUGAGUCUUACUGCUUCAGAGUCUUACCUCAAGCACAAUGAUAAUUUUUGAUACAAAGUUUGCCCUUUUAAUAUAUUCAGAAAUAUAUAAGUUCUAUAUUUUAACAGCAGUUUUUAAAUUCCUUUUCUCUACCGGUCAGUUUACUCAUCUUAGGUGUAUUCAUAUUACGCUAACUUGGACAGGAAAAAAAACCCAAAGAUCGAAUUCCAUUAUUUUAUUUUAAAAAAGAAAAACAAAUCUCUCUUCUACAUCCACCAACUAAAAUUUUAAUAUGGAAGACGUUCAUAGAAAUAGUAUCUUUGUUUUUUUGAAGAAUGGUGGUUAUGUAUGAAAAAAAUUUCUGGAUUUGUGUGGUAUGUGUACGUGUGCAUGUUAAUACAGUAUAGUCAAUUUAUUCAACAGAACUUAGAACUUUUCAAAUUUUUUAUCAGAAAAAUCAGCUUGAACUAUUAUCAUGGUGGGUUAUACCAUUAACUGAAUUUAAGGAAACCUGUUUUUAGGGUCAGAUAGCAUCAUAUGGAAGUCCACAAACUUCCAUCUCAGGCAUGGUGCCUUUUGCAGUUUCCAAAGUGGAAAAACACAUUUAUCAAAUUUUGCCUCCAGAAAACUGAAAACUUAACUGUUUUAUUAAAGCUGAAGAACAAAAUAGAGAGGAUGAUGUUUGCAGAAGUCACAUGCACAGUGAUUCUUUGAAGAAGCCACAGAUGUCACCAUGCAAACACGGUAGUGUGAGCAAGCACAGCAGACAAGCUCUUGUGCAAAAGCCACGCACUAUUGGAAUGAGAUUCAUGGUCUCUAUAGUAGUGUCAGGCAUUUGUUAGGAAUAAGUGAAAAUAAAAGGAAUAUCUGGAAAGUGGUAACUCUUGUUCAUAUAGCUUAAUAUUUAUAAAUGAGAAGAGGACAAGGCAAAGAAAAGGAGAACAGAUUUCAAAUGAGUUCCAAGAGAUGGUAUCUGGGUGGGAUUAAAAGCAAUUAUGUCCAGGAGAAGACAAUAUAGGUUUAUGCAAGAAAAGAUUUAUGAAGAAAUUUAUGGCUAAAAUAAAUAUUUUUAGGAAAAAAAUUAAUGAUCAUCUUGCAAGGAAUUUUUACUAUUUUUGUUAUAAACCUCCCAAAGAGGAAAGCAAUGUAUUAGGACUAGGCAAUCGCUCAAGAUUCCUCCAGUCCCUUGAUUCCAAUAAAGAAUAAGACAGGGGGAAAAAAAGUUAUAUUGAGUCUUCAAAAAAGUAUCUUUAAAUGGUCACCUGGGUAUUAAAAUUACACACACAAUAAAAGGGAGAUUAAUUUUAUAUUUUUGAUAUUUUUUUCAUUUUGUUAAUUCUCCACAACAUGGAAAAGAGUGAAAAGGAAAUGUCUCAAGCAAAAUGGCAUUUAAUUUCUCUUGAGAUCAGGAACUUAAUUACUAUCCUAAGUUGAAUGACAUUAAAACAUUAUCACUGUAUAUAUCCAAGUGCAGAGUACUAAUAGUCUGUAAAUAAACUGAUGCAAAAUGGUUAA